Molecule: messenger RNA, 2296 nt
Organism: Apus apus (common swift)
Lineage: Eukaryota; Metazoa; Chordata; Aves; Apodiformes; Apodidae
Gene: GALNT9
Product: polypeptide N-acetylgalactosaminyltransferase 9
Exons: 11
Coding region: 1-1815 (604 amino acids)
Cellular component (GO): Golgi apparatus
Source: RefSeq, a predicted model, not a curated record
AUGGCGGUGGCACGGAAAAUCAAAACUUUGUUGACGGUGAACAUCUUGGUCUUCGUGGGCAUCAUCCUCUUCUCCGUCUACUGCAGGAUCCAGGACCGCUCCCAGGAGCUGGUGCAGAUCGUCCGGAGCGCGGACCGCCGGGCCAGGAGCCGCGGCGCCAAGGUGGGCAGCCUGGCCGACCGGGAGUCCAUCCUGCAGCGCCUGGACCACCUGGAGGAAGUGGUCUACAACCAGCUAAAUGGUCUGGCAAAGCCCAUGGGAUUAGUUGAAGGUCCAGGAGGCUUGGGCCAGGGGGGAAUGGCUGCUACCCUGAGAGAUGAUAGCCAUGAAUCGGAGACUAAGUAUGAAGAAUAUGGUUACAAUGCCCAACUCAGUGACAGGAUAUCACUGGACAGGUCCAUCCCUGACUACAGACCUAAAAAGUGCAAACAGAUGACCUACUCAGAUGACCUCCCCCAGAUCUCUGUGGUCUUUAUAUUUGUAAACGAGGCUCUCUCUGUCAUCCUGCGCUCUGUGCACAGCGUGGUCAAUCACACCCCCUCGCACUUGCUCAAGGAGAUCAUUCUGGUGGAUGACAACAGUGACAAUGUUGAGCUAAAAUUUAAUCUGGACCAAUAUGUCAAUAAAAGAUACCCAGGUCUGGUGAAAAUAGUGCGGAAUAACAAACGAGAAGGACUGAUUCGAGCCAGAAUCCAAGGCUGGAAAGCAGCAACAUCUCCUGUCGUUGGAUUCUUUGAUGCUCACGUUGAAUUCAACAUUGGCUGGGUGGAACCUGCACUAACCCGGAUCAAAGAAGAUCGGAAGCGGAUCAUCUUGCCAGCAAUUGACAAUAUCAAGUACAACACGUUUGAGGUGCAGCAAUACGCCAACGCCGCCCACGGCUACAACUGGGGCCUCUGGUGCAUGUACAUCAUCCCACCACAGGACUGGCUCGAUAAAGGGGAUGAGUCAGCUCCCAUCAGGACACCAGCUAUGAUUGGAUGCUCAUUUGUAGUGGACCGAGAGUAUUUUGGUGAGAUUGGCUUGCUUGAUCCUGGUAUGGAGGUCUAUGGAGGAGAAAAUAUUGAAUUAGGCAUGAGGGUCUGGCAGUGUGGGGGAAGCAUGGAGGUGUUGCCCUGCUCCCGCGUGGCGCACAUCGAGCGCACCAAGAAGCCCUACAACAACGACAUUGACUACUAUGCAAAGCGCAACGCCCUGCGGGCUGCCGAGGUCUGGAUGGAUGACUUCAAGUCGCAUGUUUACAUGGCCUGGAACAUCCCCAUGGCAAACCCUGGAGUUGACUUUGGAGACGUCUCAGAACGAAUAGCUCUACGGCAGCGACUGCAGUGCCGGAGUUUUAAGUGGUACUUGGAGAACGUCUAUCCUGAAAUGAGGGUUUAUAAUAACACAGUCACUUAUGGAGAGGUGCGUAACAGCAAAGCCAGCGGCUACUGCUUAGACCAGGGAGCUGAAGAGGAUGACAAAGCAAUCCUUUAUCCAUGCCAUGGAAUGUCCUCUCAGCUUGUCCGCUACAGCUCGGAGGGCGUCCUGCAGCUGGGGCCGCUGGGCUCCACCGCCUUCCUGCCCGACUCCAAAUGCCUGGUUGACGACGGGAAGGGCAGGACACCCACGCUGAGGAAGUGUGAGGAUGUCCUGAGGCCAGCACAGAGGUUCUGGGAUUUCACACAGAAUGGCCCAAUCAUCAGCAGAGACACUGGCCGUUGUCUAGAAGUGGAAAUGUCAAAGGAUGCAAAUUUUGGGCUCAGAUUAGUUGUACAAAGGUGCUCGGGGCAAAAAUGGAUGAUUAGAAACUGGAUAAAGCACGGUCGACAUUGACUGCUGGGGCUGAGGAGCUGCUCUGCUGCCCUUGCCCAUUGCUCAGCGUGCCAUAUCUUGCAAGGCAUUUGUCUGAAAGCAAGUUAGUUUCAACAGGACUUGGCCCUCAUGAGUCCUCCAGAGUUGGACAUUCAAGGAAAAAAAAAAGGAGAAAAAGAAAAGCAGACACAAACAUGCCCUAUUUGACUCUUCCUUGCUCCAGUAGAUGACCUGAGAAGCCUAACAGGACUUUUCUGUUGAUUUGGGAAUCUUGUGAAGAUCAGAACACAACAGAAAAGUGGGUUCCUUCAGCUCUCCUAGAGGAAUUAAUGGACAGAUGAUUCUAUGAUGAGUUCAAAGGAGAUCCCAAUACUGCCUCAUGAAGAGAGCUCUCUGAUGGGAAGCUUUUUAGCUUUAAGUUAUUGACUGGUGCACAACUCCUACGGUGAAUAAUUAUGUGCCUUUUUUAUUGUACUUCAUAUAAAGGGGACUGGAAAACUCA